This is a messenger RNA of Clupea harengus (Atlantic herring), 5609 nucleotides long. It is a transcript of the gene lonrf2, whose product is annotated as LON peptidase N-terminal domain and ring finger 2. NCBI's taxonomy places the organism in Eukaryota, Metazoa, Chordata, Actinopteri, Clupeiformes, Clupeidae. Gene Ontology annotation, molecular function: protein binding; ubiquitin protein ligase activity. The record is from RefSeq and is a predicted model, not a curated record.
AAAUUAGCAAUCUAAAAACUGAACAAUGACCUACACGAUUUCAUAGCGUCAGCGCUAAUUUAUAUGUAGGCCAAUACAUAUGUUAUAUAAAGUAACAUAUUACAUAAAUCUUUGCAUAAGCAAGGGGUUGCAGUGGGGUGGACUUCGUGUAUUCCCAUCCACUAAUAACAAAAAGUCCAUAUAGUGUUCGAAAAUACAUACUUAUAUCAUAGUGUAGGCUACUAAACUGUCAAAUAAUUCAUUGACCACCGAUCGCAUGAAUUCUGUACUCAUUCAGGUUCUUCAGUUAGACCUAACUAUGAUUAUACAACCAUUUAUGUGGUUAUAUAAUGUAGAUAUUUAAUUCACCAAUGAAGUUAUUUGCUGCACGUCACGUGCUGCUUACGUUAUCCUGGGGGACGGUGACGAUGUGAGCAGGCUUCGUUAGCCAGCUAUGUUUUGUUGUGUGGUAAGAGUGCCUUACUAACGGAUACAUUCGAAUUCCAAAUCAGUGAGACCAAAUAUACGAACAGAAAUGAAUCCGGAAUCGUGACCAGAGCGACGAAACAUGUAUGGGGAGUGUAAUGCGUGACCGAAAUCAAGAGAAAGGCUACAAGACUUGUGUUGGUUAGAUAACCGUUAACGUUAACCAUGGGAUACGUCACGCUAGCCGAGUUUACGCAAACCCCGGCCCUUUGGUCGCUAUCGGGUCUUAUUUAAAACCGAUACCUUGUGCGAGGUGGACGUCGAGUGGUUGUUUCUUUAGCAAAUGAAUGAUAUUAUUCAUGAACAAAACGGGGACGAAAGAUGUUGCCUGUAUUUGAAAUGAUCAGGUUAACCCGGUAGACUUCCAUCAAGCUACGUUAAUGUGUUGUGAAACAACAAGGGUCAAGCUUGUAUAAGCUUCAAAAAUCCCAAUUAAGGCGUAUCGGCAUUGGUUAGAUCGUAAGUAAGUUAAGUUUGCUCGCUUAUCGCUAGUACUGUAAUAUUUUGAGUAUAUAACGUGGGCUUCUUGGAUGUAAGUGUUGGGACUGGACCACUUCAAUUCCAAAGGGUAACGUUUCGCAACCACAACAACUAAGUUAGGCUAUCGUUACCUGAUGACUUCUUGGCAGAGCAUCAUAGUUACGGAAGCGAUUACGGGCUAUAUCUGUUGGUUAUGAAACAUGUCUGGGGUAUUAAUCCACAGACAACAGUAACUUUAAGUGGGGCUCCUAUGCUCGUGGGCUGCUCCACUUAUUUUGGCAGUUUGGCCAGUCUGACUUUUGUAAUGUUUAAGGGCAGGGCCUACUGUUGCGGUGGGUUCAUUUUAUAAUUUACUGGGACAGGGGAGGUGCUCUCCGUGGUAGCACAAAAGCUUGUGUAACGUUGUUAGCCAGAUAGCUAUAUCAUUUAACCCACCUUUUGCUGCCAACUACACAACGAUGGACACGGGAAUACAGAACCACACGGAACAUUUCGUUCAUGACAUAUCGAACCCUAGCGCACUGGGUUUGUGUCCUGAAAUGCUUCAGGUUGCUGAAGAAGCUUGUCGGGCUGGAGACUUCGACCUUGCUGUGGAGAUCUAUAGCUCCCAACUGGCCGACCUACACCAACCGGACCGGGGGCUAUGUCUACGCAAAGCGGACACUUUAGCCCGAGCGGGUCGGAUUGGAGACGCUUUGGACUCAUAUCGUGUAGCUGCAAACAUUCAGAGGCUCCUACCUGAUGAACUUGGCCUUUUGGUUGAAAGUAUUGCUCGGACUAUACGCGGAAAGGAGCUGAGUGACCACAAAACUGAGACCUCUGUCAGUGGAAGAGAAACCGCUAAGACGGACACUCUUGACUCAAAAGCAAGUGGCAGGUCGAACAACAACGGGGCCACGAGCGGUGACAGAGAUGGGUCGGAGGAGGAGGAAUGUUUAGACUUAUUUACUUGUAAACUUUGCAAGUGUCUGCUAUCCGAACCAACCACAUUAGAAUGUGGCCAUACCUUUUGCAAACGGUGCCUGGAAGACACUGGUGUGAAGGAAUGCAGUAGUUGUCAUUCCAAAAUUAACAACUCGCUCGGAGAAGAUGGUAUUCAUGGAUUUAGAGUUAACGUUGUACUCAGCAGUCUGUUGGAUAAAUGGUUUGAAUCGGAAAGCAAAUCCAGGCGAUUUUGGUUGGAAGCAGACGGAAUAUGGAAGAAACAUGACCUGGCCAACGCUUUGGAAAAGUUCAACAAAGCAGUAGAAAUAGCGCCCUCUAUAUGCAGGCUGCUGGGACGGCGGGCUGAGCUGCACAUGGAAAUGAGGAAUUUCAGCCAAGCCAUCCAGGACGCUGACAGUGUGUGUCGGCUGAAACCUCAAUGCCCCAAAGCUCGCUACACCAAGGCCAAAGCCCUGAGCGGAGCUGGAAGGGCGGAGGAGGCCCUGCAACAGUAUUUCUACUGUGUGGCUCUGAAGCCGGACUGGACCGUGGUCAAGCUUGAAGCUCAGAAGGUCCUGAGUGAGCUCUUCUCUUCAGUGUUUGAGGAGGAUGGGCUCUCUGCCCCCCUGCCCUCAAGGCAGACCGGACCCUCCUCUCGCCUGAAGCCCUCGUCCCUCCUCAACUCACUGCCCCCCUCCUACAGUACACCAGGUUCCUCCAAGGACUCCAGUGCCACCCUGCCUAAGAGUGGUGAGGGGAGCGUGGGCACUGGCAGCUCCUCUCUGCCCCUUGGCAAAGCUGACGGCCAGUUUGAGAACCCCAAGAGUCUGUCGGCGGUCCUCUCGGCACUGCCAUGCCCCUCCAGCCUCAAGAGGAAGGGCUCUACGGAGCACAGGCACGCCCCCCCCUGCAAACACCUUCGGCCAGAUGGUUCCAGUUCGUCCACAGCCGUGACCACGUCUUCAGGAGUGAGGCAGGUGCCUACUGAGCUCUUGGACAGUGGAGAUUUGGAGUGCUCUCUGUGUAUGAGACUGUUCUAUGAACCAGUCACCACCCGCUGUGGACACACAUUCUGCCUCAAGUGUCUGGAGCGCUGCAUGGAUCACAACCCCAACUGCCCACUCUGCAAAGAGAAUCUCUCUGAGAGCGUGGCCAGCAGGGGGUACAGUAAAACAUUUCUGAUGGAAGAGGUACUCCAACGCUACCUGGGAGAGGAGCUGGGAGAGAGGAGGAAGGUUCAUGAGGAGGAGAUGAAGGAGCUGUCCAACUUGAACCAGGAAGUGCCCAUUUUUAUCUGCACCAUGGCGUUCCCCACAAUCCCCUGCCCCCUGCACGUGUUUGAGCCACGCUACCGCCUCAUGAUCCGGCGCUCCAUGGAGACGGGCACCAAGCAGUUUGGCAUGUGCAUCGCUGAUGAUGUCAAAGGGUUUGCAGCUUACGGCUGCAUGCUGGAGGUAAAAGAUGUGAAGUUCUUCCCCGACGGGCGCUCGGUGGUGGACACGGUGGGGGUGGACCGCUUCAAAGUCCUCAGCCACGGCCAGAGGGACGGUUACCACACCGCCAAGAUCGAGUACCUGGAGGACAAGAAGGCGGAGGGUGACGAGCUUGCAGAACUGCAGAAGCUGCAUGACUCGGUGUAUGAUCAGGCCAACACCUGGUUCACUUCCCUCAGAGACAACAUGAAGAGCCAGAUCCUCAGCCACUUUGGGCACCUGCCCACGAAAGACCAUGAUCCACAGGCCAAUCCCAGUGGGCCUGCCUGGUGCUGGUGGCUGCUGGCGGUGCUUCCCCUGGAGAACCGGGCGCAGCUCACCAUCCUGGCCAUGACCUCGCUGAAGGACCGCCUCAUCGCCAUCCGCAGGGUCCUCAUCUUCGUCACACGCAAACGCCCGCGGUAACCUCAGCCUUCCACCCUCCCCCCCUUGUGCCCCUCCUCUCUCACCGAGCCCAGAGGGGGGAGUGGGAGAGGACGGGCCCUGCAGUGGCAGGUCUGGGAUUGGAACACUAUAUACCCAAGUUUUUGCUGCUGCUGUUGCUGCUGCUGGUGCUUCUUCUCUUAGACCAAAUGAGGGCUCCACGGAACAGAUCAGCUUGGGCUCUGCUUUGCUCUCCUCAGACCCCCCCCCCCCCCCACCUACUGCAAAAUGAGCCCCCCCAGUCAAGCUAGUGUUUAUUUCCCUCAUCUCUCUCUCCCUGAAGUGUCUCCUCAGGAGCCCGGCGUUUGUCCAUCCCAUCUGUGGGACUGCUAGAGCACACAGGCAUGUGCGGUUUCUUUUCAGUGCCUGCUUUCCUCGUAGCGAAAUGAAGCGGAGUCACCGUAGCAGCUGAAGCCAGCAGAAAAGCCGUACAGAUAUGAACACUUAUCUGUCACCUGGAUGAAUGAGACUAGCUAUCAGCUUCAUCUUAGUAAUCCUGGAGUAAGCUCGUCUCUCUUUCAUAGAGACACACACACACACACACACACACACACACGCACACUGGCAGACCUGGUUUGCUCUGCACUGAAGCCUCUGUAGCAACACACUUCUUCGUUCCGAGGGACCGGUUGACUGGUCUCCGUCUUCGUCAGCAGAGUGAGAGCUAGAGACCUCAAGAGGCUCCUGCUUUGUUGUAUAGUAAACCAGAAGGGUGUCCUCCCCCCCCCCUGGUCCAGAUAUAUUCCCCUCUACCUGUAGUAGUACUGAGGCUCGUCAUGUGGACACACAACCCCUCAUCACUGCAGCAGCUGCACAAGUGCACAGUGCCCUCGUAGUUCAUAGCCAAUCAAAAUGCUUCCCUUUUUCCUGAAAGUUUCAUUUGGUUCUUCUGCAGCUUUAACUGAAAUAGUCUUAAAACGUGAAAUAAAAACAUGAAAUGAACUUGUGUUGAAACCACUCAUCACAGAACACAUCUCAUUUUGGGAAAGGAGCCGUCAUUACCCCUGCUGGGGUGGAGACCGCUCCCCCUGCUCACGUUGGCACAGUGUACAUACCAGAGAAACCCUCUGAAUGUAAUGGGACUUCCUUCUCCUUGGCUCUUUGCUCAACACAAAUACCUAUGCCCUUGCCGAAAUGCAUAUGAGAUUAAAAGAAGCUAGAGGAUGCCGUCUAAGACACUGGACAGCUCCUGCUCUCCAAGCCUCCUCUGGAACGCGGUCUAUCCCAACACCCACCCGUCAUUCACACUACGGUGAUCGCACGCAACAGAGUGGGUUCUCUACUCAAAGCCACUGAGAGGACAAAAAUCAGAAGCCUUAAAGUUAUCAUUACCUACCUUUUAACUCUAAUAAGUAGCAAACAUUCUUAAUUAUGGGGUGACCUGUUGUUCCCAUGCUGUGUUCACCCUUAAGUAAAUUUAGUGUAAAUUGAGUGGUUUUGUCAGUGCAGUCUCUCUCUGUAUGGAUACUGUGUAUGUCAGUUCUUUGUUAAUGCGUGGAAGUCAAUUAUGUUUGUUUGUGUGUGUGUGUGUAAUUGAUAUGAAUACAUGUGUACUGUACUGUAGUUUACUAAUAUGUCCAUUUGGUUUUCCAGUUGUUUGUGAUUGGAUUGAUGUACAAUUGGAGGCCUUCGCUAUUUUCUUUGUUGAAUAUUUUUCUACCGUGUCCAUUUGUUUAUUAUCUUUGUGAUCGUGCACGACUUAAUCUUUGUGUUCAUCAACCCUCUUGUGUUUAGGGAUGUUACACAAAUGCUGCAUUUUUUCAUCCAAGUUUGUACAUUUAAGAUAAGAUGGAAAUAAAGUUAUUUUGUAUGAUGAGAUGAAAA